This is a messenger RNA of Rhinichthys klamathensis goyatoka, 1935 nucleotides long. It is a transcript of the gene dmrt2a, whose product is annotated as doublesex and mab-3 related transcription factor 2a. The record is from RefSeq and is a predicted model, not a curated record. Gene Ontology annotation, molecular function: RNA polymerase II cis-regulatory region sequence-specific DNA binding; DNA-binding transcription factor activity, RNA polymerase II-specific. NCBI's taxonomy places the organism in Eukaryota, Metazoa, Chordata, Actinopteri, Cypriniformes, Leuciscidae. Gene Ontology annotation, cellular component: nucleus. Bases 328 to 1845 code for a protein of 505 amino acids. Gene Ontology annotation, biological process: sex differentiation; regulation of transcription by RNA polymerase II. The transcript has 4 exons.
GCUGUCACAUGCCGUCUCCUGGUUGGCUCUCUGCGAGCGGAGCUUCCCUAUUGGCUGUGCCAGAUUUGCUGCGCGGAUCUUAGAGUUGAAAGGCUGAGAGAAUCUCACCGCACAUUUCAGUGACAGAUCAGGUAGUCCAAAUGUUGCCCACUGAAAAAUAUUUGAAGGUGGCCUAAUUUACUUUGCAAAAAGCGCAUUUUAUCGCUCCAACAUCCGUGGAGAGGAGAAAACUCAAGUCCUGGUGCUAUAAAGACUGUUGGAUAUACACUUAUCUUUUAUUGGUCUGCUUUGGCAAGACAGCAUAUUUUAUUUACACGCGUCCUGAAAAUGACGGAUCUUUCGGAGUUUGAGAUCGACGUGGAGGGCCUGGAAACGGAGAGCGAUGAUCAGGCGGUGUUCACCGGCACUGGCGAGGACGACGCGGCGACCAAAGAAGAUGACAAGCCCAGCCGCUUAAACCUCGGCUCUGGAGACCAGCGCAAACUGAGCCGCACUCCGAAAUGCGCCCGCUGCAGGAACCACGGCGUAGUGUCUUGUCUUAAGGGGCACAAGAGAUUCUGCCGAUGGAGAGACUGCCAGUGCGCAAACUGCCUUCUGGUGGUGGAGAGACAGCGCGUAAUGGCUGCUCAAGUGGCCCUGCGGAGACAGCAAGCGACAGAGGACAAAAAGGGAAUAUCUGGGAAGCAAAUACCAGUGGAAAGACGAAGUAUCUACCAGAGACACAUCCGUCCAUCGACCUUGCUGGCAAAAAGUAUUUUAGAAGGAUAUCGUCCAGUGCAAAACGACCCAUAUCUAGGAGCCGGUCCCGCUUUGCCCCCUCCUCUGAGCGACCGCAUGAGGAAGAGACGAGCUUUUGCCGACAAGGAGCUGGAGACGAUCAUGCUGGAACGAGAGUACAAAGAACGGGAGCUUCUCGAGUCCAGCCAGCCCAGCUCUGCCUCACUCUUCCUUCCCGGCAAUAUGGUCCAUGCUGCCGAGUACAACUCCUACAAGACGGCCUUCUCAUCCUCCUCGGCCCCAUCCACGGUUGAACCUUCUCCCAAAGAUCUCUGUGGCUUUCUGCCUGGCUGUCUGGAUCUCUCCCUGCAGUACGCAGCCACAGGGGGGACGACGGCUAACGUGGAGCUCAUCUCCUCCAACGUUAGCGUAGCGACCACCUAUCGCCAAUACCCGCUCUCCCCUCGCUUCGUCAUGUGGCCGCGGGGCAGCAGCAGUAUUGGCGAUGCCCUGUUAUACCAGCAGUGUCUCUUGAACGCCACCGCAGUUCAGAACUUGAAACCCGGAGCUGUUUGGGAUCCAAAGAUGAUGUGCUCCUCCGAGAGCCACCCGCCAGAGCACGAGGCAGCAGCGGCGUCCAGGCUCGAGGGAUCUCGAGUGGCUCCAGAGCCCUGUGACCUCCAGCCGGGGCCCAGAGAGGCUCAGACAGGACUCGGCCAGAACGGAAGUGGCCGUUCAGCCUUCUCGCCUCCUAAGAGGGCGUAUGGACAAGCUUUCCCAAAUGUAGGGAGCCACGAGCAUGUGAUCAACAACAUGAGCAAAGACGCUGCCAAGCACACGCUGUCCAUGAAGCUCAACUCCUUCCAUUCCCUCAUACAGCAGACACUCAACGACAAGAAUCCCGAGAUGAACGGACCGUACUGUAAGGAACUGCUGGAGGAAGCGGCGAAAAAGUUCAGGGAGGGUACAGCCAAAGACGCAGUGGGACUCAAAAGCUCAGAAAGAACGGGAAAGGACUUUGUAGCAAAGCCGUGGAGCACCAAGGUCACCGCAGGAGAGUCUCUGUCGUUCUCAGUGGAGGCCAUAUUAAAAAGACCUGCGCUUUCUUUAAAUCGGACAUCCCAGUAAGGCUUCCUGCUAAAAUAGUGAUAAUCAUUUCAAAAGUACAUGCUUGCUUUCUACUGAUUGUAUAUUUAUUCACACGGACACAUUUGGACA